This is a messenger RNA of Lodderomyces margitis, 1368 nucleotides long. RefSeq lists its product as uncharacterized. Gene Ontology annotation, biological process: ribosomal large subunit biogenesis. The coding region runs from base 1 to 1368 and encodes 455 amino acids. Gene Ontology annotation, cellular component: preribosome, large subunit precursor. Gene Ontology annotation, molecular function: nucleic acid binding; zinc ion binding. NCBI's taxonomy places the organism in Eukaryota, Fungi, Ascomycota, Pichiomycetes, Serinales, Debaryomycetaceae. The transcript has a single exon. The record is from RefSeq and is a predicted model, not a curated record.
AUGAGUUUCUUACCUAAUGGGUCAAACCCAGCAACAAGUUCAUUUACAUGUAAUACAUGUGGUGUUAGAUUUAUUAGUGCCGAUUUACAAAGACAACAUAUGAAAACAGAAUGGCAUCGGUAUAAUUUAAAGAGAAAAGUUGCCCAGUUGCCUUCAAUCUCCUCCGAGACAUUUGCAGAAAAGAUUUUAAGCUCAAAACUUCGAAAACACGACGAACAGGAUAAUGAAGAUGAAUAUGGAUUUUACGUUGCAACUCGGAAGAAGAAGAACAAUUCUAGGAAGCAGAGCCAAAGAGGUUUAGCAUCAAUCUACAAUCAAAGAGGCAGAGCAAUAACUCCUAGUGAUACCUUCAGAUUGGCUGAGAGAAGCACAAGUCCUGCUGUAUCUGUUGCUUCGGAACUUUCACAGUUUUCACUUGGAGACGACCAUGAGAGCUUUGUUGAAAUUGAGCCUAUUUAUACAGGAUCUGAACUAAAUUUUACAGAAUCUGCUGAAGCUACUACGGAUUCUGAUCAUGAACUGGAGGAUUUAAUAUCAGAUGAAGAUAGUGAGCUGGAGUUUCUGGAAGCUGAUCUUGUGCAGGAGACGUCGGACAUCAGCUGUUUUUAUUGCGGGCUAAAUAACCACGACGUUGAGUCAAACAUAAAGCACAUGUAUAAAAGCCAUGGAUUGUACAUACCAGAACGGUCGUUUUUGGUUGACGUGAAUGGCUUACUUGAGUACUUGGGAAAUGCAGUCUCGAGGUUUGAGUGUUUGGUCUGUGGUUUCCAAGGUAAGAGUUUGGUUAGUAUUAGACAGCACCUAUACUCCAAGGGCCAUUGCAAGUUGCCUUAUGAAACCAAGGAUGAGAGGGAACAAGUAGCACAGUACUAUGACUUCAUGGAGGAGGAGGCGAAGGAGGAGAAGGAAGAGGGAGAAACAAGGGAUGAUAACCAAAUCGGUAACCCAAUCGAAAAGCAUGUCGGUUUUGAUGUGACAGAAUGUUCCCCAGGUGCUACAAGUAAUGAAAAUGAUGUACUGGAACAGGAAAAAACCCCAGGUAUAAAUGAUAAUUACACCUUAGUAAGUAUCGAUUCUUCGGGUGUAGAAUUAACUACACCAAUUGGUUCAAGACUAGGACACAGAUCGAUGCAUAGAUACUAUCGCCAAAACAUUCCGCUUGCACUCACUGUAAGAGAUGAAGGCAGACGAACUCAAGCUGUAGUAGAUAGAAGGUUUGCGCCUGGCAUAACUUGGAGCCAAGUCACCAAGCAAGAGAAGCAAUCGCAAAGGGCAGAACAAAUUGCAAAGAAUGAUGAAAUCAGGAAGCUUAAACCCAAAAAGGCAAAUUAUCAAAAGCAUUUCAGAGACGAGAUUUUGGGUACAUAG